UGACGCGGGGCCCUCACGUGACCUGGAGCUGCAGAGCGACGCAGCCUUCGGUGCAGUCGUCACUCCCGUCUGGGUACCGGCUCCCCGCGGUCCUGCGCCUGGCGGGCUGGCAUCGGGCCCGAGGAAAGCGGAGCAAGUGAGGGCUCCGGGGCCGCGCGCCGAGGCCAGUAGUUCCGUGUGGCACUUUUGUGGCGAGGCAAGGGAAGAAGGAGAGAAGAAAACUGCACAGGAUCUGUGGAGUUUUCCAGAUUCCCCCGCCUGUCUGAGCACCUUGGUGAAGGAAAUGAUGGACUUUUGGGAGAAACCUUAGAAUCCUACAGGUCUUCCCAUAGGCCUACAGUAGGGUUGGAAGCCAGGGAAAGGGGGAGACUGGCCUGGAACCAUGAAGGUUGGUGUGAAGGUGGGCAGCGCCUGGGGAUAAAAAGAGGAUCGGCCUGCAGGUCUGCUGUAGGGCUUGAGAUUACUGGAAGCAAAGAAACAAGGAGGAAAUUGCCCCUGAUCAGUAUAGCCUGGUCCACAGAUCUCAUGAGUUAAUAGAUCUACUUUAGGGUAUAUCACCAAUCAAGAGAAGGAAAGAGGAGGGAACUGCUUUGAUCAUUACAGGUCCACCUCCAGUGGCAGCUGUAGUGGCCUUUAAGUGGCUGAAGACCAGCGCCUUCACAGGCCUACACCCAGACCUACUACCCUCUUUCCCCAUCCUGAUUGAGCCCCCUGUACCUUGUUCGUGCCUUCAGUAGGGGUGAUUACAUGGGUCGCGUUCAGGAAGUGGGCUGGGUGACUGCAGGACUGGUGGUUUGGGCUGGUACCUGCUACUACCUUUACAGAUUAACCAAGGGAAGAGCACAGAGUGUGAGGACACUUGCCAAAAAUGGGUCCAGAGUCAAGAUGGAGACUGUGCUUGGGGUACAGAACCAGACCUUGGCCACGGGUGAAGCCAUGGCUGGGACAGAGACUGAGACUAGACCCCAGGCCACGUCUGGAGCAGAAGCUGAAGCAGGAGGUAGGGCUGAGGCUGAAGUAGAGAUUACCACCACUGCUAAAGCCAGACCCAAAGCCAACUCUCAGGCCAUGACAAUGGCUGAGGCAGAGGCAGCGAUACAAUCUGAGGCCAAAACAGUGGCCAGAACAGUGGGCACGACAGAGGUGGUGACUCUGACUGAGGCCCAGGUCAAAGCUGGGGAAGUGGCUAUGAAAGAGGCUGUGACCCAAACUGACUCUGAGGCUGGGAGAGUAGUCAAGAAAGAGGCUGUGACCCAGACCAAGGUUAAAAUUUGGGCACUGGCUGCCAGGGCAGAGACCAAGAAAGAAGUAAUGACCCAGACCAAAGUGGAGGCUCGUAUACUGGCUGAAAAAGAGAUGAAAAGAAUAAUGGUGACACAGAGCGAGGCCUUAGGAGUGAUCAGGGAAGUGACCAAGAUCAGUGCCAUGAGUAAGACUGGAAUUGUGGCUGAGACCAAGGCAAGAGCCCUGGAAGAGAUUGUGAGUGUGGCCAAGACUCAGUCUGAGGCCAGGCCUGGUAACACAGUUGAUGCUAAGGGAAAUCCUAAUACCGUGUCCAGGGCAGAAGUUGGAGUGGACAUGAGGUCUUGUGCACCAUCUCAGGCUGUGACCAAGAUCCAGGUCGACACCAUGCCUGGUGCUGGGGUUGAGGUCAAGGGGAAUCACAAAACCAUGCCUCGGGCAGAGUCUAGGGCAGACGUGAGGGCUCCUGCCCAGCCUCAGAUUAUAGCCAAGACCCAGGCUGAGGCUAUGCUUGGGGCAAAGGUUGAUGCUGGGGGUAUUACAAAUGCCGUGUGUAAGGUAGGGGCAGGGGCAGACAUGAGAGUUUCUACACAACCUCAGACUGUGGCCAAGAAACAGGCCGAGACAAUGUUUGGUGCCGGGGUUGAUGACAGGGGAAAUGCUGAUGUCACAUCUAAGGCAGUGGCUGGAGCUGACAUGAAGGUUGCUGCUCAACUUCAAGCUGCAGCCGGUGCUCAGGCUGAGGCUAUGCCUGAUGUCAGGGUUAAAGGAAGAGGUAACUCCAGUGCGAUGUCUAAAACAGGGGCCAGGGCAAACUUGAGGGCCAAUUCCCAGGCUGAGGCCUUGCCUGAUGCCAGGGUUAAGACCAGAGACAAUCCCAAUGCCAAGUCUAAGAUGGGGGCUGGGACAGAUAUGGAGCUCUAUACGCAGCCUCAGCCUGUGGCCAAUGUCCAGGUUGAUGCCUUGCCUGAUGGCAGGAUUAAGGCUAAAGGCAAUGCCAACACGUUAUCUAAAGAAGGGGCUGGGACAGACACAAAGGCACAGUCUCAGGCUUCCACCAAGAGCCAGGUUGAGACCUUACCUGGUACUAGAGGUAAGACUAGGGGAAAAGGCAAAAGUAAGCAUAAAGCAGGAGUCGGGAUAGAAAUGAAAACCUGCGCGCAGCCUCAGGUUGGGGCCAAGACCCAAGCUGAUGCUUUUCCCGAUUCCAGGGUUGAUGGCAGGGGUGAUCCUAAUGCCAUUUCUAGGUCAGGGGCUAAGGCGGAACUGAGGGCCUGUGGUCAGCCCCAGACUGAGGCCAGUUCCCAGGUUGAGGGCUUGCCUGGUACUAAGAAUAAGGUCAGAGGCAAUCCCAGUGCUGUGUCUAAGGCAGGGACUGGGCCAGAUACACUGGGCUCUGCCCAGCUUCAGGCUGUGGCCAAUUCCCAGGGUGAAGCCUUGUCUGGUAAUAAGAGCAAGGUCAGGGGCAAUCCCAAUGUUGUGUCUAAGGCAGGGAUUGGGCCAGAUACUAUGUGUUCUGCCCAGGGUGAAACAGAUACAACAGGCUCUGCCCAGCCCCAGGCUGUGGCCAGUUCCCAGGGUGAAGCCUUGCCUGGUACUAAGAACAGGGUCAGGGGCAAUUCCAAUGCUGUGUCUAAGACGGGGGCUGGGCCAGGUACAAUAGGUUCUGCUCAGCCUGAGGCUGUGUUUAAUUCCCAAGGUGAAACCUUGCCUGGUACUAAGAAUAAGGUCAGAGGCAAGUCCAGUGCUUUGUCUAAGGCAGGGGCUGGGCCGGAUACAGUGGGCUCUGCCCAGCUCCAGACUGCGGCCAAUGCCCAGGAUGAAGCCUUGUCUGGUACCAAGAAUAAAGUCAGGACCAAUCCCAGUGCCGUGCCUAAGGCAGACGCCAGAGCAGAUUCAGUGGGCUCUUCCCAGCCUCAGACAGAUAUAACAGGUGCUGCCCAGCCCAUGGCUGUGGCCAAUUCCCGGAGUGAGGCCUUGCCCAGUAUCAAGAAUAAGGGUAAGGGCAAUCCCAGUGCUUUGUCUAAAGCAGGGACUGGGCCAGAUAUAGUAGGUUCUGCCCAGCCUCAGGUUGUGCCCAAUUCCCAGGGUGAAGUCUUGUCUGGUACUAAGAACAAGGUCAGGGGCAAUCCCAGUGCCGUGUCUAAGGCAGAGGCCAGGGCAGAUGCAAUGGGCUCUGCCCAGCCUCACACGGACACAACAGGCUCUGCCCAGCCCCUGGCUGUGGCCAGUUCCCAGGGUGAAGCCUUGCCUAGUAUGAAGAAUAAGGUUAGGGGUAAGUCCAAUGCUGUGUCUAAGAUAGGGGUUGGGCCAGAUACAGUGAACUCUGCCCAGCCUCGGGUCGUGGCCAGUUCCCAAGGUGAAGUCUUGCCUGGGACUAAGAAGAUCAGGGGCAAUCCCAGUGCUGUGUCUAAGACAGAGGCCAGAGCAGACACAAUGGGCUCUGCCCAGCCUCAAACAGACACAACAGGCUCUGCCCAGCCCCUGGCUGUGGCCAAUUCCCAAGGUGAAACCUUGCCUAGUAUCAAGAAUAAGGUUAGGGGCAAGUCCAGUGCUAUGUCUAAGACAGGGGCUGGGCUAGAUACAGUGGGCUCUGCCCAGCCCCAGGCUGUGGCCAAUUCCCAGGGUGAAGUCUUGUCUGGUACUAAGAACAAGGUCAGGGGCAAUCCCAGUGCUGUGUCUGAGGCAGAGGCCAGGGCAGAUGCAAUGGGCUCUGCCCAGCCUCAAACGGACACAACAGGCUCUGCCCAGCCCCUGGCUGUGGCCAGUUCCCAGGGUGAAGCCUUGCCUGGUAUCAAGAAUAAGAUUGGGGGCAAGUCCAAUGCUGUGUCUAAGAUAGGGGCUGGGCCAGAUACAGUGGGCUCUGCCCAGCUCCAGGCUGUGGCUAAUUCCCAGGGUGAGGCCUUGCCUGGUGUCAAGAGAAAGGUCAAGGGCAACCCCAGUGCUUUAUCUAAAGCAGGGACUGGGCCAGAUACAGUGGGCUCUGCCCAGCUCCAGGCUAUGGCCAAUUCCCAGUGUGAAGCCUUGCCUGGUGUGAAAAAUAAGGUCAGCAGCAAUCCCAAUGCUGCGUCUAAGGUAGAGGCCAGAGCAGAUACAACAGGCUUUGCCCAGCCUCAGGCUGAGUCUAAUUCCCAGGGUGAAGCCUUGCCUGGUGCCAGGAGUAAGGUCCGGUGUAAUCUUAGUGCUGUGUCUAAAGCAGACACUGGGCCAGACACAGUGCGCUCUGCCCAGCCACAAACUGUGACCAAUUCCCAGGGUGAAGCCUUGCCUAGUGUCAAGAAUAAGGUCAGGGGCAAUCCCAGUGCUGUGUGUAAGAUAGAGGCCAGGGCAGAUGCAGUGGGCUCUGCCCAGCCUCGAGCAGAUAAAACAGGCUCUGCCCAGCUCCAAGCUGUGACCAAUUCCCAGGGUAAAGCCUUGUCUGGUACUAAGAGUAAGGUCAGAGGCAAUUCCAGUGCUGUAUCUGAGGCAGAGGCCAGGGCAGAUAUAACAGGUUCUGCCUGGCCUCAGGCUGUGGCCACUUCCCAGGGUGAAGUUUUGCCUGGUACUAAGAAUGUCAGGGGCAAUCCCAAUGCUGUGUCAAAGGCAGAGGUUGGGGCAGAUACAAUGGGCUCUGCCCAGCCUCAAACAGAUACAACAGGCUCUGCCCAACCCCUGGCUGUGGCCAAUUCCCAGGGUGAAGUCUUAGCUGGCACUAAGAAUAAGGUCCGGGGCAAUCUCAGUGCUGUGUCUAAAGCAGGGAUUGGGCCAGAUACAGUGGGUUCUGUCCAGCCCCAGGCUGUGGUCAAUUCCCAGGGUGAAGCCUUGCCUAGUGUCAAGAAUAAGGUCAGAGGCAAUCCCAAUGCUGUGUCUAAGGUAGAGGCCAGAGCAGAUACAACAAGUUUUGCCCAGCCUCAGGCUGUGUCUUAUUCCCAAGGUGAAACCCUGUCUGGUGCCAGGAGUAAGGUCCAGGGCAAUCCCAGUGCUGUAUCUAAGGCAGGCACUGGGCCAGAUAUAAUGUGUUCAGCUCAGCCUCAAACAGAUAUAACAGGCACUGCCCAACCCCAAGCCAGGUCUAAUUCCCAAGGUGAAACCUUGCUUGGUGCCAGAAAUAAGGUCAGGGACAAUCUCGAUGUGGUAUUUAAGGCAGGGUCUGGGCAAGAUACAAUAGGCUCUCUUUCACCAAAGGCCGUGGCCAUUUCUCAGGGCAAGGCCCUCCUUGGUGCCAGAAGUAAGGUCAGGGGAAAUACCAGUGCUGAGUCUAAGGUAGAGGCUGGGGCACAUAUGAUGGGCUCUGGCCAGCCUCAGUCUGCAGCCCAUUCCCAGAGUAAGAUCUUGCCUGGGACAAAGGACAGGGCUAUACCCAAGUCUGAGGCAGAUGAGGGCUAUGCAAAGCCCAAGGCUGAGGCCACACCCACUGUUGAGAGUGGGGGUGGGACAGGCACUCAGGCCUGCAGAAAGACUCGGUCUAGAGUCCAUGACUACUACUGGAAUGGGAUUGGUAUUGAGGAUUGGAUUGCUUCUGAGCGAUGGAUCAAAUUUAGGUUUCAGGCCAGGGAUGGAUACUGGGAGAAUAGCAUGUCCUGGGCUGAUGAUGAGAAUGAAGCCAGUAUUGAGUCCUGGAGUGGGGCUAGUGAUAAGUCUGAUAUUAGGUCCUGGGCUGGGGCUAAGGGUGAGAAUGAAGUUGGUUUUCCAUCCUGGGCUACAGCUGGGGACCAGGCCUGUGGGGGGCUCUGGGUUGAGAGUCAGGCCAGUGGGGGUUCUUUGUCAGAGGCCAGGGACAUGGCCAUUGGAGCAUCCUGGAUUGGGGCUGAGAAUCAGGCCAGUGGGGUGUCUUGGGCUAGCACCGGGAACCAGGCUAUUGGGGAGCCCUGGGCUGGAGGUCAGGCCAGUGGGGUGUCCUGGGCUGGGGAAGAUGCCAUUGGAGGGUCCUGGAUGGGAGCUGAGGAACAGGACAGUGGAAGGUCCCAGGAUGGCGCUGGGAUUCAGGCUAAUGGAGGGUCCUGGGCUGAAGCUAGAGCUGGGAAUGUGGCUAGUAUUGGGCACUGGCCUGGGGAUAUGGACCAGGCUAGUGGAGGGUACUGGGUUGGGACUGGUGACCUGUCUGGUGGAUCCAAGCCUAGAUUUGAGGAUCAGGCCAGUGAAGAUAUGUCCUGGGCUGACACAGCCAACCAAGCCAGUGGAGGGUCCAGGCUGAGGCCUGUGGACCAGUCUGGUGGUGAGUCCUGGGCUAGGGCUGGGGAACAGGCCAACAAAGGUCCUAGGCCAGGGUUUGUGGACCAGUCCAGUGUUGGGUCCUGGGCUAGCACUGGGAAUCAGGCCAGUGGAGGAUUCUUGGUUGGGACUAUGGACCAGGCCAGUGGGGGGUCCUGGGCUGGGACUGGUGAUCAGUCUGGUGGUGAGUCCAAGCCUAGAUUUGAGGAUCUGGCAAACGUAGAAGUGUCUUUGGCUAGGGUUGGUGGCCAGGCUGGUGGAGGGCCUAGGCUGGGGCCUGAGGACCAGUCCAGUGGAAGGUCCUGGGCUGACUCUGGGGACCAAGCCAGUGGAGGGUUCUUGGUUGGGGCUGCGGACCAGGCCAAUGGAGGGACCUGGGCUGUACCUGGGGAUCAGGCUGGUGGUGAGACAAAGCCUAGAUCUGAAGAGCAGGCAAGUGGAAGAGGGUCUUGGGCUGACAAUGGGGGCCAGGCUGGUGGAGGGUCUAGGCUGGGUCCCAGGGACCAGUCCAUUGGAGAUUCCUGGGCUGGCACUGGGGACCAGGCCAGUGAAGAAUGUAGGCCCGGGCCUGAGGAUCAGUCCAAAGGAUGGUUCUGUGCUUACAGUGGGAGUCAGGCUAAUGCAAGUGGGUCCUGGGGUGGGGCUGGUGGCCAGGCUAUUGGAGGAUCUAGACUAGGGCCCACGAUCCCAUCCAGUGGUGGGUCCUGGGCUGAUACUGGAAGUCAGGUCAGUGGAAGGUCUUGGGCUGGGACUGGAGAUCAGGCUAGUAGCUGUCCCAAACCUGGAUUUGAGGAUCAAGCCAAUGGAGGAGGGUUCUGUUCUGGUGCUGAGGACCAGGCUGUUGGAGGGUCUAAUCCAGGGCCUGCAAACCAGUCCAGUGGUGGGUCCUGGACUGACACUGGGAGUCAGGCCAGUGGAAGGUCCUGGGCUGGGGCUGGGGAUCAGGCUGAUAGUGGUUCCAAACCUGGAUUUGAGGACCCAGCAGGUAGAGAAGGCUCCCAGCCUGGCACUGGGGAUCAGGCUAGUGGAAAAUCUUGGGCUGGGUCUAGGCCUGGUAAUGAAGCCAGUAGAGGGUGUAGGCUGGGGCCCAAGGACCAGGCAAGUGGAGGGCCCUGGGCUACGGCUGGUGACCAGGCCAGUGGAAGACCCCAGAUCAGUGCCGAGAUGGAGGCCAGUGAAAGAUCCUGGUUUGGGCCUGGGGGUGAGACUAGUACCGGGUCCUGCUUCAGGAGAGGGGAAGAGGCUGGUAUUGUAUCCAAACCUGGAGGUAAAAACGAGGCCAGUAUUGAAUCCAGAUCAAGGGCUAAAGAAGAAGCCAUCAUUAGUUCCAGAUUUGGGGCUGAGGAUAAGGCCAAUAUUGGGUCCUGGAUCAGAUCUGAAGAGGCAGCCUGUAUGGAUUCCUGUAUGGGGGCUGAGGCUGGGGCUGCGGCAGAGGUCAGGAAGGAGUCUUGGCUCUGGGAUGGAGAUGCAGCCACUAUAGGGUCUAGGCUUGGGGCUGAGGAAGAGGCUUGCGUGGGGUCAUGGACUUGGGCUGAGGAUGUGGAUGAGGAUGAGCUAAGUAGAGCAUCCAGCCCUGAUAUUGAGGAGAUCAGUUUAAGGUCCUUGUUUUGGGCUGACAGUGAGAAGAGUCAUGAGUUCAGAUCCGAGAGGGAGCGAAAUGUCAAUUUUGAGUGUGGAGCUGGAGAUAAGGCCAGCACCAAGGAUAACUUUGAGGCACCAACUGCUGGUGGAGUUGAGGAAAAGUCUUGGUUCUGGGAUGGUAAUGAAAACAGAAGUGAGGACAAAUCUGCACCUAAGACUAAAGCCAAAAAGUCAGCUGAGUCAAGAGGCACAUAUCCAUCCAUGGUCCCUGGGGCAGGAAUGGGGUCAUGGGCAGGAGCCAUGAUCUGGACGGAAAUGAAAUUUCCAUACCAAAAUAAGUCCUGCUUCCCACCUGAAGAUGACCUAAGAAAGCAGAUCAGGGAUGAGGAGAAAACUCAGCCCUGGACCUGUCGCUGUAAACGCGAAGCUAAUAUGGAUCCACGAGAGCUUGAAAAACUCAUUUGCAUGAUUGAGAUGACUGAAGAUCCUUCUAUUCAUGAAAUAGCCAAUAAUGCUCUUUAUAACAGUCCCGAAUAUCCCUUUUCCCAUGAAGUCAUUCGAAAUGCAGGUAGAAUCUCGAUUAUUGAAAGUUUGCUCAAUAAUCCCUAUCCCAGUGUAAGGCAGAAGGCUUUAAAUGCACUGAAUAACAUCUCAGUGGCUGCUGAAAAUCAUAGGAAGGUGAAAACAUACUUAAACCAAGUAUGUGAAGACACGGUCACCUAUCCUUUGAAUUCAAAUGUACAGCUGGCUGGACUAAGACUGAUAAAGCACUUGACUAUUAUUAGUGAAUAUCAGCAUAUGGUUACAAAUUAUAUUUCAGAAUUUCUUCGUUUGUUAACUGUGGGAAGUGGAGAAACGAAAGACCAUAUUUUGGGAAUGCUUUUGAAUUUCUCUAAAAAUCCAUCUAUGACAAAAGACUUACUCAUUGCCAAUGCACCAACGUCACUGAUUAAUAUCUUUAGCAAGAAAGAGACGAAAGAGAAUAUUCUUAAUGCUCUUUCACUAUUUGAAAAUAUAAAUUAUCAUUUUAAAAGAAGGGCAAAAGUAUUUACGCAGGACAAGUUCAGUAAAAAUUCUCUUUAUUUCAUAUUCCAACGGCCUAAAGCAUGUGCCAAGAAACUCCGAGUCUUAGCAGCAGAGUACAGUGACCCUGAGGUGAAAGAAAGAGUUGAGCUAUUAUUAAGUAAGCUCUGAUUAGUUGUAUGUUCCCAAACAAAUCUGAGUAAUAUUUUGGUUUUGUAGUCUGGAAGUAAUGCAUAUUGUAAAUUGCAUUACAACUUUGAAACUGAUGUUACUUGUAAUGGUCUGUAGCUGGAUCACUUUAUGAACACCAAAUGUACUGAAAAUACAUGUGUUGAUUAUUACCUUGUCUGGAUUGAGAUAUUUUUAGUAUGCUUCAUGAGCAGAAACGACCUGAUUCUUCCUAAGUAAGGUAAUUUUUGGUCCUUUGUGUGGACUUAUGUUUAUAUAUUUGAGACUUUAUUUUUAUGUUAUCAAUAAAGUUGUGUGUUUUAAGCAGAAAAAAAG
Molecule: messenger RNA, 9540 nt
Organism: Leptonychotes weddellii (Weddell seal)
Lineage: Eukaryota; Metazoa; Chordata; Mammalia; Carnivora; Phocidae
Source: RefSeq, a predicted model, not a curated record